AUGACUAAUUUUUGUGAGGCUUUAACUCUUUUAGAAUAUAAUAGAGAAAAGGGCCCCGUAGUUAUUGAAGUUCAUCCUCAAAACUAUGAAUUUAAUAAAGAAAAAGAGUCAAUAUUUAUUUGUUCUUUUCCAGAACAGACAGAAAAGAACAUUAUAUUUAGUUUUACCGUUAAAAAGUUUCUUUGCUAUAUCUGGUCAUUCGUUUUAAACGAAAAGAUAUACUCAAUCACAAUUUUAUCAAGAGUUACUAUGCCAUCCUUCUAUUUAGAUUUCUUAAAGCAAUGCCAAGACAAAUUUAAGGAAUUAGAACCUAGCGUUCGAUUUAAAUUCAUCAAAGACUUAAUAUUUAAAUGGGAUUAUACUAAAAACUUUCAAACUAUAAAAUUCUCUUUUCCAAAUAAAGAUUUCGAAGUACAAACAUCAGAUUUAAGAUUACCAUUUUGCAAUUUUGAUCCUACAGUUAAUAUUGGAAAAGAUACUAUUUUAUUACGCAUUUGGAAAGCAUUAAUCACAAAUCAAAGCAUUCUUUUUAUAGGCAAUAAUCCUACUCAGCUAUCAAAUGCUGUUUUUUCGGCAUUAUCAAUGAUAACUCCUUUUAAAUUUAUUGAUUAUUAUAUUAUUUUUACCAGACUCGGCGAUCCACGAUUUGCAGAUGUUAUUAAUGGAAGUAAACGAUGGAGAAUUGUUGGAACCACCAAUAGUUUAGCUUCCGAAAGGUGUUCUCAGUUUCAGGUUGUUAUUAAGCUAUCAGAUAAGCCUAAUCCAUCAAACCAAGAUACUCUGAACUUUGUUCGGAAAAGGUCGAAUAAGCUUGCUGAAAAAAGUGAAAUGCAUUUAAAUUAUAUGCUCGAAAGUGAUCCAUAUAGUGACAUACUAAAUCAUUUUGAUAUGAAUAAGGACUUUGCUCGCUGUAUCCGUCGGAUCGAUUUGUCAGAGAAUGAAUACACUAAUUUUGCACAUUCUUCCAUGUUUUGGGAGUGGCGGCGGCCAUUAAUCUAUAGAGAAAGUUUUAGAGAAGCAAUUCUUUCUUUUAUUCCUGAUGAUGUUGUUUCCAAACACUCAAAUGACGAUCUUGCAAUUGUUGAAAAAUCCCUUGCAGGGUACUAUGACCAUAUUAGAGGUGAUGAUCAUUUAAAAGCUGUAUUAGCUUUACAUUUGAAACUAAUCCGAAAAAGAAUUCAUCAACAAAAAUAA
Molecule: messenger RNA, 1194 nt
Organism: Trichomonas vaginalis G3
Lineage: Eukaryota; Parabasalia; Trichomonadida; Trichomonadidae
Product: UDENN domain family
Exons: 1
Coding region: 1-1194 (397 amino acids)
Cellular component (GO): recycling endosome
Molecular function (GO): guanyl-nucleotide exchange factor activity
Source: RefSeq, a predicted model, not a curated record